Pieris macdunnoughi is the source of this 2667-nucleotide messenger RNA. The record is from the annotation of a GenBank genome assembly. Lineage: Eukaryota; Metazoa; Arthropoda; Insecta; Lepidoptera; Pieridae.
AUGGCUGAUUUGUGUUUUAUAUGUGAUAAGUCACUUUCAGAGGGUGUUUCUGUGAAUGUUGUACGUGGUUUACAAACUUUAAAAACUGCAAGUAUUGAAAGAGGACAUAUAGACUAUUUAAAUACUUUAAGUUCUGUGAAUGUGCAUUCCGAGUGUCGAAAAGUGUACACUAGUAAAAAUGCUAUUGUUGCAUCGAAACGACGCACAGAAGAGGGUGAACCUUCAACGCCAAGUGCACCUCGUAAAAAAAGAAACGAAGUGUUUGAUUUUAAAAAAUUGUGCUUAUUUUGUGGCCAAGAAGCUAAUGAAGUAGCGGAAAGGAAAAAAAGGGAGAAGUACAGACGGACAAUAAGUAAUGUAAGCACUCUAGCGUUUAAAGAGAACGUAAUUAAAAGAGCAGAAGAACGCAACGAUUUCUUAGGAGAAUUAGUAAAGGAACGUAUACUUUACGAGUAUGAUUUGAUCGCUGCUGAAGCAAAGUAUCAUACUAUUUGCUAUACCAACUUUUUAACUCGAGUACCAUCUGCUGAUAAGAAGCCGCGCCAAGAUGAUCAAGUCACUCAAGCAAUGAAGGAGAUUUUUUGUUAUAUAGAAAAUAAUGAAGAUUCUCAAUUUACGUUGAAAGAACUUAAAGAUGUCCUUACGGAGUACAUACCCGACGAUAAGACGAUUAUUACAAAACUACAACAAAAGUAUUUAACUGACAUAAUAAUUACAAAAAAAAUAGGAGCAUUUACAAUUAUAUCUUUCCGUGAUACACAGGUUAAUGUACUAUCAAAAGCUUGGUACGAAAAUAAAAAAAGCACCCCUGCAGAAGAACGUUUACGUAUUGUAGAAGCUGCUGCGGCAAUUAUUAGGGAAGAUAUUAGAUCAUCUGUAGUCGAAACUAAGACGUAUCCACCUCCAAAUAAAAUGCUAGAUGGUAUUAAUGAAGAAAUACCAAAAACAUUAUUACAUUUUUUAGAAGAAAUUAUAUUAAAGAAUAGAAAAGGACAAGUAGAUCAUUUAAAAACGAAAUGCACAUCUAUCAGUCACGCAAUAAUGGCUUCGAUACGAGAACGAUCAUUUUCAUCACAGCUACUAUUAGGCCUUUCUGUAUUUCUUCACAGAAGAUAUGGAUCUAAGAAAUUAUUGGAUGUUUUAUCAACUUUGGGAUUUGCUGCUCCAUAUAGAAGUGCUGUACAGUAUGAAGUUUCAGCAGUUUACCAUCCACAGCCUCGUAUUUUACCAUCAGAGUCAGGUGCAUUGGUGCAAUAUGUUGGAGACAAUGCAGAUAUUAAUGUCAGUACUCUUGACGGUAAUAAUACUCUUCACGUUAUGGGAAUGAUAAAAAUAGUUACUCCGAAAGAUGCUGUUAUUUAUGAUGAUCGUAUAAAAAAAUGUACAACUACACCAAGUGCAAAAGAGUUGGCAGCAAUAUCACAUGUAUCUCUUUUAGCAUAUGAAAAGCCAGUUGUACCAGGGUACAGCAAGAUUCAAGUCCAAAAUCUACAUGACGAUCAAGUACUAAUUGAAAAAAAAUUUAAUACUGUUGAUUUUUUGUGGUUAUACGGAAAAUGGAAGAAUCUUUCACAGUUGCCAGGGUGGAAUGGCUAUCUUCAACAACUUACGAAAAAUAAUAAGAAUUUUUCAACUUCUCAAGUUAUAUUUCUACCUUUCAUUGAUCAUCUGGCUAGUCAUUUAGAUACAAUUUAUACCACUUUACAUUGUGCUAUAAAUAUUGCCAAGUCACAUCAACAAAAGACGUGCAUAAUUACAUUUGAUCAACCCCUGUACUCCAAAGCACGUGAAAUGAUUGCCGCGUCAGAUGCAAACUCAGACUUGUCUAAAACAGUUGUCAAACUAGGAGGAUUUCAUAUGCUUAUGUCUUUUCUUGGAUGCAUAGGAUAUAUAAUGGACGGUAGUGGUCUUAAGGAAGCUUUAAGUACAAUAUAUGCUACAAAUUCGGUCGACAAAAUGUUGAAUGGUCACGCUUAUGCAAGAAGUAUCAGAGGCCAUACAUUAUUACGACUUGCAUUAUCAAUGAAGAUUUUUGAAGAGAUGAAGAUUGAAGGUUGUAUUUUAGAUGAGUUAAUUGAACAGAUAACUAGUCGCGAUGUUUCCUACGAAGAUGUUGAAGGAUGUAAAAGUAGCUCCAACUCGUUAAUUGAUCAAUUUCAGGAUAAACUGAAUGAAUUAAAAGCUCGAGGUCCCACAGCACAGUUAUGGGCGCAGUAUUUUGAAAUGGUAUCAAUAGCUCUAGAUUUCAUUCGUGCUGAAAGACUGGGACUUUUUAAAGAACAUCUGGAUGCAGUGCGGAAAAUGUUGCCGUAUUUUCAUGCUGGUGGUCAUUUCCUAUAUGCGAAAUCAGCUCAUUUAUAUCUUCAAGAUAUGAUAAAACUGGAGGAGACAAUGGAUGAACAGAGUUUUCAGAACUUUAAAAACGGAUUCUUUACUGUAAAACGAACAGAAAAAUUUAAUUCUGGUACAUGGACAGACAUGGUAAUCGAGCAAAGUCUUAUGAAAUCUAUGAAGACAGAAGGAGGAGUAUCUCCAGGCCGAAGUACACAAGAAAGUGUUCUAUGUAAGUGGUUAUAUGCUAUGUAUGCCACGAAUACAAUUUGUGAAGAAAUUGAACGGUUUUGUAACAUUUCUUUGGAUUCUGUAGACCAACAUGUUGAAUGUUGA